Messenger RNA from Emys orbicularis (European pond turtle), 1478 nucleotides. It is a transcript of the gene GATA1, whose product is annotated as GATA binding protein 1. Gene Ontology annotation, molecular function: DNA-binding transcription factor activity, RNA polymerase II-specific; RNA polymerase II cis-regulatory region sequence-specific DNA binding; zinc ion binding. The record is from RefSeq and is a predicted model, not a curated record. Gene Ontology annotation, biological process: positive regulation of transcription by RNA polymerase II; negative regulation of transcription by RNA polymerase II; cell fate commitment. Gene Ontology annotation, cellular component: nucleus. Lineage: Eukaryota; Metazoa; Chordata; Testudines; Emydidae.
UGGGGGGCUGGUUGUCUCUCUCUCCGCUGUACAUUGGGGGGUAAUUGAGUUCUCCAGGGUGGGGGGCAGGAGACCCCCAGCUGCUCUCUCCCCCCCUCUCUGAGCCCCACGAGAGCCCGUCCCGUCUCAGAAGGCGGGACCUCACCCGCCUGGGCUGCUGUGUCAUUUUUAGCGUCUCUGCCCCCCCCCCUCCUGUUCUCUGUCUCUCGGAGCCACCCAGCAAGUUGGGGCGGACCCACGGCCGGCUAGAUCUGGGGGAGCUCGCUGUGCUUCAACCCCCCCCUCGAAAUUUGCCAAGGGUCCGCCUGGCACCGCAUGUGGGGGCCCCCCCAAAUUUCUUGCCCAGCUCUAGGUCAGGAGCUCUUGUGCCCGGGAUGGAUUUUGCCACCCUUGGGGGGCAGGAGAUAACCCCCCAUUUCCUGGAGCCCCCCCUCCUGCCGCCGGCCGAUGAAUCCGCGGUCUUCUUCCACGGAGCUGAGGGCGGGGACCCCGGGGCGCUCGCUACCUACUUCUCCCGGACGCCGGAGUCCUACCGCAGCACGCCGGCGCGCCCCAUGUACCCCCUCCUCAACGGGCUGCAGUGGGUGGACGGGCACCCGUACGCCACGGCCGGCUGGACCCCCGUCUCCUACGGCAAGCCCCAGGCCGGGGUCCCCCUCUAUCCGGCUCCCCCCUCCUCCUCGUCCUACAGCCCCCCCUCGCCCAAGGAGCAGCCCCCCGAGGACAAGGGCAGCCCCAAGUUCCUGGAGAUGCUGAAGACGGAGCCGAUGAGCCCCUCCACCACCGAGCUGCUGACGUUGGGGACCCCUGCCGGGGCCCCCCACCCCGCCUACACCGGGACCCCGGAGUUUGGGUUCUACCAGCCCAGCGGGAGCCCCCUGACGGCUGGGUACUCCCCCAAACUCAGGGGGCCGCUGCAGCUGUCCCCAUGCGAGGCGCGGGAGUGCGUGAACUGCGGGGCCACGGCCACCCCCCUGUGGCGCCGGGGCACCGGGCACUACCUGUGUAACGCCUGCGGGCUCUACCACAAGAUGAACGGGCAGAACCGGCCGCUCAUCCGGCCGAAGAAACGCCUGAUCGUCAGCAAGCGAGCGGGCACCCAGUGCAGCAACUGCCAGACGACCACCACCACCCUCUGGCGCCGCAACUCCAGCGGGGAGCCCGUCUGCAACGCCUGCGGCCUCUACUACAAACUGCACAACGUCAAUCGCCCCCUGACGAUGCGGAAAGACGGCAUCCAGACCCGGAACCGCAAAGUCUCCGGCAAGGGCAAGAAACGCCGGGGGGCGGCUCCGGGCGAGGCUGGGCCCCCCACCCCACUCGAACUGCUCUCCCCCCUGGGCGAGGACCCCGGCUCCCUCUACGUCCUGUCCAGCCACCUGCUCCCCUUCUCCCCCUCCACCCACCUCCUCGGGCCCCCCCCAGCCGCCUACCAUCCCCCCCACGCCUCCCCGGGGGCAGGCGCCUCGCUGGGGUGA